This is a messenger RNA of Peromyscus maniculatus bairdii (prairie deer mouse), 494 nucleotides long. It is a transcript of the gene Atp5mg, whose product is annotated as ATP synthase membrane subunit g. NCBI's taxonomy places the organism in Eukaryota, Metazoa, Chordata, Mammalia, Rodentia, Cricetidae. Gene Ontology annotation, molecular function: proton transmembrane transporter activity. Gene Ontology annotation, biological process: proton motive force-driven ATP synthesis. The record is from RefSeq and is a predicted model, not a curated record.
GUCGGGCAGGGGGCCUGCCACGGGUCCUUCGGAGGGUGACAUUCAGCCGGCGGUGCGAGGAGACGGACCUUCCACCCUAGACGAUGGCCAAGUUCGUCCGUAACUUCGCGGAGAAGGCCCCGGGGCUCGUAGCCGCUGCGGUGACUUACUCGAAGCCUCGAUUGGCUACAUUUUGGCGGUACGCCAAGGUUGAGCUGAUUCCCCCAACCCCUGCUGAACUCCCUGCAGCUAUUCAGAGUGCGAGGAAAAUAAUUCAAAGUGCUAGAACUGGUAGCUUCAAACAGCUUACAGUUAAGGAAGCUGUGCUGAAUGGUUUGGUGGCCACUGAGGUGUGGAUGUGGUUUUAUGUCGGAGAGAUCAUAGGCAAACGUGGCAUUGUUGGCUAUGAUGUUUGAAGACUGAUCUUUAACAUCUGAUUUAUUUGAGUUCCUAUUUGAAUGUUCUUGGACUACAUGUAAUGAGACUGCUAUCUGAAUAAAAUAUUAGCUGUGGAA